Messenger RNA from Nematostella vectensis (starlet sea anemone), 1562 nucleotides. RefSeq names its product putative neutral sphingomyelinase. NCBI's taxonomy places the organism in Eukaryota, Metazoa, Cnidaria, Anthozoa, Actiniaria, Edwardsiidae. Gene Ontology annotation, molecular function: sphingomyelin phosphodiesterase activity. The record is from RefSeq and is a predicted model, not a curated record. The coding region runs from base 78 to 1325 and encodes 415 amino acids. The transcript is spliced from 7 exons. Gene Ontology annotation, cellular component: cytoplasm.
AUUUGCUUUUCUACUCUCCGACAAUUUUCCGAGUAAAAGCCGACUUUUGCGUGGCAUUCUGGGUACAGGAAAUAAAAAUGGCGGACAAAACAUCCGAGAUAGGGACAAAGCAAAAACUUCGCGUUUUAUCUUUAAAUUGUUGGGGAAUACCUUUUAUUUCAAAGCAAGUAAAAGAAAGAUUUGGACACAUUGCUAAGGAAUUAGCUUCUGGAAAGUAUGACAUUGUCUCACUACAAGAGGUGUGGAGUAAGGCAGAUUAUGAUGUCCUUCGCAGCAAUGUCUCCAAGGCACUACCACACUCAAUGUACUUUUACAGUGGAGUUAUUGGGAGCGGGGUGUGCGUAUUUUCUCGCUACCCUAUCAUCGAGUCCUUCACCUAUCGAUAUACUCUGAAUGGCUACAUGUACAAGAUAGCGCAUGGUGAUUGGUUUGGUGGAAAGUCAUCAGGCUACUGUGUUAUCGACCACCCUUUACAGCCUAUACAUUUCUUCACAACCCAUUUACAUGCAGAAUAUAACCGCAAGAAUGACGAAUACCUCGCUCACAGAGUUACCCAAGCUUAUCAACUCGCCCAGUUCAUAGAACACGCCACACAACCAUCAGACUGUGUCAUUGUAUGUGGUGACAUGAACUCUGAGCCAACCGACAUGUGUUACCGCAUCCUCUGUUAUCUACCUGGGCUUACGGACACUUGGUUGGAACAGAACAAAGAGAGUUACCAUGGCAACACAUGUGAUGUCAGUCAUAACUCGUACACAGGCUUUACUCUGCCACAGGAACUGAGAAAGGGGACCGCAGAUGGAAAGAGAAUAGACUAUGUGUUCUAUAGAGCUGACAGGAGUGUGAUGGAGCUGUUGGAUUGCUGUGUUACAAUGGGCAAAAUCCCAGGAGAAGAUUUUUCCUACUCAGACCAUGAAGGUGUUUUAGCGACAUUCUCAAUAAAGACAAGUGUUGUUAAAUCAAGUGAAAAAGCAUGCAAGACUGGCAACGACAAAGUCAUAGAAACCCUCAGUGAAAUCUCCUCUCUAAUGAACAGCAAGCUGGAUUCCCCACCAUACCACCAUCGCUCCUCUGCACUCAUCGCCCUGCUCUUAAUGUUUAUCUUUCUGCCUGUGUUUCUUCCAGAAGGGACUUUCCUUUCCCUAAGUCUGCACACUUAUCUAGGGGUUGCCCUUUAUUUAGGCCGGGUCUUGUGUACUGUGCUGGUGACGGCCCUGGUGUUUUAUGUUGUUCUCAAUGAUAGGGACGAAUACCAUGCUUACAAAGAUGUGUAUGAGGCUGUUAAUCUUAGAUUAUUACAUAGCAAGACUCGUAAAAAUUCUUGAAUUAUUUAAACUAUCAUUUUUUAUCAGCAAACAUUGAAUAUAUCAAUCAGAUUUAAUCGUCAUCGUUAUUAAUGUUAUCGUUAUUAAUGAACCUUCUAUUUUAUUUUAUAUUGGAUGAAAAAUCAGCAAUGAAAGAAAUUAUUGAAUUGUGUAUUUUACUAAAUUUUACAUUAAAUUACAUGCAAUUAUAUCCAUGAAGUUUCAAUUACUGUAGUAAUAAAAAAAUAUUUUGCUGUA